Molecule: messenger RNA, 1994 nt
Organism: Dermatophagoides farinae (American house dust mite)
Lineage: Eukaryota; Metazoa; Arthropoda; Arachnida; Sarcoptiformes; Pyroglyphidae
Biological process (GO): regulation of DNA-templated transcription
Molecular function (GO): protein binding
Source: RefSeq, a predicted model, not a curated record
AUGAUUUCACGACGAAAAAUUAUAUCAAAAUCAGAAGAUUCUUCCUCGAAUUCUUCAUCAUCAUCUGCAUCAUCAUCAUCUGAUAAUCUUUAUAAACAUCCAGAUGUUCUUGAUCAAUAUCUUGUGAAUAAAAAUGUUGAAGAAGAUCCCUAUGUUGGUGAUGUUGAUGAUGAAGAUGGCGAUGAUAUUGACCAUAAUAAUAUUCAUGAUGAUGAUGAUGAUGACGACGAAAAUAUCUGGCACGAUUUUCAUCAAUUAAUCAAUGAUCAAUUGCAAGAAAUCCGUAAUAAAUGGAAUCAAAUCGAUGAUGAAAUAUGGGCUAAAAUUAUCUGUUUCGAACGAAAUCGCCGUGUAGCCAAAGCAUAUGCUCGGUCACAAGUCAUAUCGAUUACUGGUUCCGAUCGUGGAUUCGACGGUUAUCGUAUUGGUUUGAAUGGUUUUCCCAAUCCUAAACGUGAUUUUGAAGUACAAAUGAUUAAACAACAGAUUCGUUCGGGAUUCAAAUUAAAAAUUGACGAUCUAGGUAAUGUUCAUAUAAAACGCAUUGGUCGAUGUCCUGUGUUUCUUGGUCCUGGUAUUCCGGUUGGAAAUUCGGAUUAUUAUUAUUCCCAGCAGCAGCAGCUUCAACAGCGACAACAUGAACAGAGCAUGAUUGCGUUGGAAAUGAAUAAACCACGAAUGAUAUUUGAUUUUAAAAAAUUCCAACAAUCUAUGAUUUCGAUAUUGUCUCAACAACAACAAACGCCAUUAAAGAAUUCUGGACAACGAAUGAAUCCGUUUCACAACUUAUCGUCAUCAUCAUCAUUAGAGAAUCAAUGUGUGCAUCACAUACAAUUAAUGGCUGAUAAUGAAGAACAUCAUCAAUAUCUUCGACAUCCAUGCUGGAUAUUAUUGAUCAACAUUGUUGCGUUGGAUUUAUUUUGGUCAAAAUUCAAACUUAAUGGUGCAUUCAAUCCAGUUAUUAGUCGUAAAUUAUUCACAUCAGAGUUAGCAACCGAUCAUCAUUGUAGGGUACCAUUAAAGGCUAAAAAUCCGUUAUAUGAUCCAUGCGAGGAUGAUUAUUUUGAAAAUAAUAAUAGCCAUAGAGACCAUUGUUCGAAUCAUUGUUUAAAUCUACGUGAGAAAGUUUCUGAUGACCUAUACUAUUGUGGUUAUGCUGCCAAAAUAUCAAAUUCAUCAAAUCAUCGACAAUCAUCGUCAACCACUAUUGCCAAACAUUUAUUAUCUUCAAUACCCAUACAUUCAUCAUCAAAUAUUAGCCCGAUAAAGAAUGGUAGUUUAGAAAAUAAAAAGCUAUCAGCUUCAGCAACGGCUAUAACGACAAUGCCCAUAAAAACUAAAUCCCGUUACAUACCUCUACGGCCGAAUCCAAUGAAGCAGUUGCCAACAUUCAAUCGAAUUGGAUUGGAACAAAGUAAACGAUUAUUUUUUUCCUCACAUCAAUUAUCCAAUGGUCAAAUAAAUGAACAUCAAGACUUAGCUGUCAAGCAUUCAGAUGAUAAAAUUAAACAUGUCACAUCGUUGAAAAAAUAUUCAUCAUCAAAUCGUUCGAAUUCAAAAUAUUCAUCAUCAUCAUCGACAUCAUCGUCUUCCACAACAUCAUACAGUCCUCAUCAUCAACGAUUUAACCACAAUCAUAACCGCCAUCACCACCAGAAUCGUUUUUGUACAUCAUCCAAACUACAUUAUCGAAUGAAGCAAACAUAUCGUUCUACAUGUGACCUGUUAUCCAAUUGAACUUGUAAUAGAAUUUUCAAAUGUAAACUAUGAUCAAAUUCAUUCAUUAACAUAAAAAUCAUCUGUAUUAACAACUUACACUUGCAUGCACACAAAUCCAUCGAUCCGAUCGCAAUGUCCAUUCAAAAUGGAUUUAUUCGGUUUUUGUUAAACACAAAAUAAAGAGAAAUCAAAAUUGCUCAUGAAAAGAUAAUGAAUGUGUGUGUGUGUGUGAUUUUUUCCAUUUUUAAUUUUGUUGUUUGUCUACACAAAACAAA